Messenger RNA from Lotus japonicus, 1050 nucleotides. RefSeq lists its product as uncharacterized. Lineage: Eukaryota; Viridiplantae; Streptophyta; Magnoliopsida; Fabales; Fabaceae. Bases 1 to 1050 code for a protein of 349 amino acids. The record is from RefSeq and is a predicted model, not a curated record. The transcript has a single exon. Gene Ontology annotation, molecular function: RNA binding.
AUGAGAGAGAAAGGGAAACUUAGAGAGAGAGAGAGUGGAGGCGAGGGUGGCAGGUUUAGGCAGGAGGAGAGUGAGGAUGGUUGGGUAAGAGUGAAGGGUGGUCGGAGGAAGAAUACUAACAGAAAGUUGCGGGAUGAGGAGAUUACUUCCUACUUCUUCACGAACUUCCCAAACCAUUUCAACGCAAAGAAUAUGUGGGAGGUGUUCUCGCAUUGGGGGAGAGUACAAGAGGUUGUCAUCCCUGUGAAAAGGGAUAGGAAGGGUAACCGAUUUGGCUUCGUACGUUUUUUCGACGUCAUUAAUCCAACGAGGUUUGGUAGGAGACUGGACCAAAUCUUUAUUGGUAGCACGAAAUUGUACGUUAACCUUCCAAGGUUCCGCAACCAUGCAGAAGAGUCAAACAAGAGGGCCUGUAAUGAACCUAAGACGCUGGGCGCUGGUACGAGGAGUGCCCCUUCGGGUCCUUCUAAGACAAACCUGGCAAGCACUAACGGUAUCAGUAGCCAAAAAUCCUAUGUUGCAGCAGUAUCAACUGGAAGGAAUCGAGGAGACGCACCUCCGAAAGGAGACGGGAAGAUUAAGGAGGUUGUGGCCCAACUCUCUGUGGAGGAUGAAGUAGAUGAUUGGCUAAAGAAGAGUUGGGUAGGAAAGCUUAAGAAUAUAGAGAUGGCCCAGAAUAUUCAAGAAACUUUGUUGGUCGGGGGAUUCCAUUCGAUUCGUGCAAGAUACUUGGGGGAUGAUUUAGUCCUUCUCUCGGGUGAUCCUGGAGUCUCCUGGGACGAAAUUUCAAAGGGGACAGAGGACUGGCUCUGCAAUCUCUUUGAAUCUAUAACACCCUGGAGCCCCUCAUUAACUCUGAAGUCUCGCCUGGUCUGGGUCCAAUGCUAUGGCAUCCCACUGCACCCGUGGAAGAAAAAAUCGUUUGAGCAGUUGUUUUCCCCGAUUGGUAAAGUGAUUGAGUUGGACGUUUCAACGUCAGAGCUGACGAGACUGGGCUUCGCUCGCUUGAAGAUAUGUACCACAAAGCUAGAAACUAUCAGUGAUGCCUAG